AUGUCUGAGAAUCUACGCGGCCUCGGGAUAACUGUGCCGAGUUGGUGGCGUCCCCCGCGCUACGGUGGCGACGGAGAUGAUGAACUCCAGAUCGUUGACGCUCGCUCUGCGGAAGAGCCGGAGCCCGGCCCUUCUAACCUGUCGAAUGAGCAGUCACACUACACUACAGGACGGUCAGAAACGCAUAUCAAAGUGGAACCCCGGCGUUCAUUUGAAGAUCAGACACAAGAAGCAAUCAUACGCCAACAACGAUCUACGAUCACGGCGAACCCACUUCUCCGGGACGGACGGUCUUCGAUGCCCCAUGCUUCGCGCUCGUCCCCUCUCCUACAUCCUCCGGCGGCCAGAGAAGCACAAUUCCCUGGAGAGAUUAAGCCGCCGCCGCCUCCUGUGAUAGUGGAAAGAGAUGACACAAUGGAGGAGGAGUGGGAAGUGGAGGAUAUCUGCGACGCGAGGCUCUUUGGAAGAGCCCGACAAUUACGGUAUUUGGUAAGAUUCACAGGAUAUGCAGACGAGGAAUGGCGCUGCUGGGAGGAUGUGUUACCAGGAUGCGACGAGGCGGUGCAAGAAUUCCACGCUAAACACCCAGACAAACCUGGUCCUCCCGCAUGCUACGACUUCAACACCCAAAGGAAAACGAAGACAACACGAAAAGAUAGGCCCAUCACCGGAACGACCCAGCCGAUCUGA
Molecule: messenger RNA, 690 nt
Organism: Fonsecaea erecta
Lineage: Eukaryota; Fungi; Ascomycota; Eurotiomycetes; Chaetothyriales; Herpotrichiellaceae
Exons: 1
Coding region: 1-690 (229 amino acids)
Source: RefSeq, a predicted model, not a curated record